Messenger RNA from Parnassius mnemosyne (clouded apollo), 438 nucleotides. NCBI's taxonomy places the organism in Eukaryota, Metazoa, Arthropoda, Insecta, Lepidoptera, Papilionidae. The record is from the annotation of a GenBank genome assembly.
AUGAAGCCAAAAUCAAGUGUCAUUUGGAAUUAUUUCAAUGAAGUUUCUGGGAAUACGGCAAAGUGUAAACUAUGUCAGAAGAUAUAUUCACGAAAGGGAGGUACGACUACUUCGUUAAAAAGUCACUUAAAGUUUGUGCAUACCACUGAAUUCGAAGAAUUCGCAAAAUUAGAAACUGAAAAGAAAGAUACAGUGCAGCCUUCGACUUCAACGCCUGUACAAGAGGUAAGAAAACAAAUUACUCUCAAAGACACUUUGAUGAAGAAUCAAAAAUGGUGUAGUUCUAACCCUAAAUCAAUCGAAAUAGACAAAUUGAUUUCUGAAAUGAUUUCUUUGCAAGAUCUCCCCUUCACUUUCGUGAAAGGUAUUGGAUUCAGACGGCUUACGCAUUUCAUAGCGCCGAAUUAUCAGUUAAGGGGAAGACAUUUUUUUUGUUGA